AUAAAUACUAAGGUUUAGUGUACUUUGUCGACUUUGUACUGUAUAUAUCCCGCUGAGCACUACCGUACCUAGAUUUCGCUAUAACUUGCGGUCGAAGAUAGUAGAUUACUUCAGUAUAUAAUUCAGGGAGGCGUGUCACAUGAUCCGCGGUGCAGUGAUUCCAUGGACGAUACUGUUGUGUUGGUCAAGUCAUGAAUUGUAUUAUUUUAAUAUAGCCUAGGUUCGACUAAAUGUUAUGCUGAGUAGGAUUAGGACAUCCACUCUGAGUCAAAGAAAUUCUCUGAGGAUCCUCUCUUUAUCCAGCUAGAGUACUAGGAUAGGAGACAGGAGUCCUUUAUUGCUGUUGGGAAACCUGAUCGCUGAGCAGCAUGGGCCUUGGUAACAUCCUCCUCCUCUCCCAGAUCACGGGGUACAUCUUUGGGGCCAUCUUCUCCCUCUUCACCUUUCCACCCAUCGCUGUCAGUCAAGAUCACUUUGAUGAUCAUUGUAUCCUAUUCUCAACCGGCUAUCUUAAUACCACAUUAGAUAGAUAUGUGAUAAAUGAGUGGUCUCUCGGAACCCAAUGCGGGUUUGCCAUCUAUGUAGGAAUUCAGUUGAUGGGGAUAUCACUGUGGCAGAGCAUCCGUCUUUCCAUCCAUGCAGUCAAUGGUACUGACAGUUCUUUCCUGAUGACUUGUAUUACUUUAUUGGUAAACCUUCUGAUGAAUAUCAUGCUGCUGGCUUCAGCUAUAACUGUCACAGAUGGAUACAAAGUGUGGUGUGCAGCUAUUGAAAAAGCUAAUCAAAGAUGUGAAUAUGCUGGAUAUGCCAAUAAUUUCUUUUUUGAUGAGAAUAUAAAGCCAGCUGGAUUCAAUCUUGACUGGGGCAUAGCACAGUUUGGUCUGUGGACAUCAUGGAUAUUGUACACCAUACUUCUUAUCUUCUCCUUGGUCAAACUGAGCAACCUUCACAAACAAGAGAACAUCUUACGCAGUCUGACAAGAGAAAGACAAAGGUUACUCGGUCACUAUGAGCAACCAGAUUUGUAACACCUUUACAUUCAACCACAGCAGAGGUUUGUUAUAUAGCCAUUGUGCAUUUUGAAGUGUAGUUCAUAUUGUUUUCUAGAAGAUUAGCUUUAUGAGUCAGGGUAGAGUCUACGCCCAGACCUUCCCAGGAUGGUAAUACUAAAUUAAGUAGACCUUUCCAAAGAGGGUUGGCAUAUUUCCCACUUUCCGUCUUAAUUUCUUGAUGCCAUCCGAUAUGAAUUUUAGAUUUCGGGUAAAAAGUUAAUAGAAGAGAUUGAUUUGUAUUUCCUGUCUAAUUAAAAAAAGAAACAUAAAUUUGGGUGAGAUACAUGCCAAUCAUGUUCCCCAACAGACCUAUCAUAUUUAAAAAUUGAAUUUGCAUUGUGGCUCGAAGGGUUUAUUUUUUUUAUUAAGAGGACCAUUUUAGAAUCGAGGUAGAGACUAAGCUCAGACCCUCCCUAGAGGAUAAUGUUAGACAUACCUUUUAUCUAUAGACUUUAUUUAGAAGGUCAAGUUCAAGGCUGUGGACUCUUAAGUGGUCUUGACUUCUCUGUUAGAAUACCCAGUUGCCAUCAUCUUUUAAAUUGCACUUGAAUUUAUGUAUUAUCAGAUGCAUCUGUUUUACAUACAUAUAGACUAUAUCUAAGUUUAAAUCUCAUUUUACACAAUAUUCAAUUGUUUUUAUAUUUUGUUUUUAGUCAAUGUACUUGCCUUCCAUUUAUCAAAAUCUGAAGUAGAUGGUUACAUUUUGGAAUUAGCAAUGGCAACUACAGAACAUUUCUUACAAACUUGUGUAUUAAUGUUUCUGAUAAUGUUUUAAAAAAUCAAUCUUCUUUUCUUUAUGAAAAAAUCUAUAUAACGCAAGGAAAUCAGUGAGCAAAAUAACCUCUUGAUUUCAGUUGCUCUUUGAACAUUGAUAUCUGUAUAUGGCUUAGAAAUGAUAGUGAAGAAUUUCUCUUUAUUCAAGGCUACAUAUUUUUAUAUGGAUGUAUCAUGCAGGCUUCAUGUGCCUUUUUUUAUCUGAAUGCUUUUUUUCAGAAAAUAAGAGAAUAUUGGAUCAUUAUGAGCAAAUUUGCAUCAAUUAAAUUUAACCUAGACAGAGGGUACAAAAUGAUGCAAUUAAGCAUAUCAUCUUUCAUUUCAAGUUCAGUGUUGAAAGCUGGGUUUGUCAAGUAUUAGCGCUUUGUAACUUUUGAAAGAAAAACGCUUUAUAAGAAAUAAUUAUUAUUAUUGUUGGUAUUUGGGGUGUAGGCAGUAUCUGCAGCAAACAAACGAGAAAAAAAGGAUGUACACAGGGUGGGUAAAAAAAAAAAUGAGUAGAUAUAUAGGCAAGAAAAAUCUGUGGAUAAUUCUUGUAACACCAGCCACAAUGCCACAGUUGUGAAUGCCAAUGCCUAUACAGUGUAGUGCCAGAUAGCUUUCCAUUAGUAUAUAAAUAAAAUACAAAAUCAACUACACCAUUAAUAUUUUAGGGUGGUAUUACUUUUGUUACGGUCAUGUUAGUGUUAUACUAUCUGUGAUGGUAUAAGGAAUGUCCCUGGGGAGAGAGAUCUGGUAAUGAAAAUAUUUUUUGAAUAUAUUUCUAUUCACCAUGGUGAUGAGGAGUAGAAUUUUCUGUCAAAAUUUCAAUUAAGAAAUUGCUCAUUUGAAUUGCACAGAUGUGUUUCUCUGAGAAUUUUGAUAUUCAAUAAUUUUGAAUUCAAGAUUUAAGAAUCUGCUUUUGGUGACUUAUGUAAUUUUGUAUUAUAAUAGUGAAUCAAUGAACUCCAACCAUACUAAGUUUUGAUUAAGUUUUGAUAGGUGUGUUGGUAUGUACAUGUAACUCAUGUAGUAUUUUGUCAUUUCAUUUUUUAAAAUCAUGGUUGACCUCUCAGCUCAAACCCACAAUAGGUCACAUGGCAAGAUUCUCUGUAAUCAAUCAAAACUAGUCACUUGGAUUCAUACAACAAAAACUGUGUGAUCUAAAACAAAUUGUUGUCUCCAUGCUUUACAAAAUAAUAAAAUCAUGAAAUUUGAUUAAUAUAGUUUUUUCGGACUGCUGGGAGUUUCAACACGUGUUCUUGAUGCUUUUCAUUGUACCCCUGCAUUUUGUUAAUUGUUAUCUGUUUGAAUUUGCGAUUUUUUAAAUGUUACAUGUAUUUCUAUUCUGUCAUGUAUUGUAUGUUUUUUAAUUGUAACUAAUGGUUCAGAGAACGUUUUUAUGCCAUAUAUUUUUAUUUAAAAAAAAUUAUUUUCAUUUUUCAGUGAUACAUGUUGUAUUUUUAGAAUAUGAUUUUACUUUUAAUACAUUUUCAAUUGUAUGUUUGAAUUAUCUGUCUCCAAAUUAGAAAAUAAGUUUUGGAAGGCAGGAAAUAUAUAUGUACCUGUACCAUCAAAUUCCAGUACUCAUUUUUCUGAGUUAAGAAAAGUCAGACUCACUGGGAGCCUAAAAAUGAGAAAAUAAUAAUUUGCAACAUGUUGGAAACCUGGUGGGUGUUUCAUAAAGCAUGACUUUACGCACGACUGGAACAUGUUCUUAGGUCAUAAAUAAAUUCCACAGGGAUAUCACAUAGCACAAGAAAGGAUCACCAGUCAUGCGUAAAGUCAUUCGUAACUUACGAACAGCUUUAUGAAACACACACCUGCUGUAAUUUGAAGCUUGCAGGACUCCAACACUACAGUUACACCAAACUGAUCUGUAAGAAUGAAGAACUUGCCUGGUUUCCUGCCAACUGUCAAAAUAAUAUGAAUUCAAAUACUAAUUACACCAGCGUGACUCCUCACUAGGAUGUGUGGCAGAAUCAGUGUGUGUAGCGUCACACGCAAAUGAAGCAGACAUGACUACUGGGUGUAUAACAAAAGGAACCCAACUUCAAUGUAUUUUUCUGCAAAAAAAUAUUAAAUAAAAUCAGUUAUAGUGAAAUUCAUAUCUCAUUAAACUGUAUCUUAUUAGCACUCGAAUUGUACUUUGAUCAUGUUUCUAGGACCAUGCAUCAAUGAAUAGCGUUAAUUUGAAAAGAGUGUUCAGAAAUGCUUUUGGUUCACUUUUAUAUUCAUGAACAAUUGAAAUUGAAAGGAAUGAGGACCUUAUCACAGAGCAAAUUCAUUAUUCCGUUGAGAAAAGACACAAUCACAAUCUGCAUUUUCAAUGUGCAGUGGAAGUGAACCACCUGCUCUUUUGCACCAUUUUAAAUGGUGUUUAGUGAAGCUUGGUCAUAUGAAUCUAAUGUAAUUUGGAUAUCUUUGGCAUGCUAACGAGUCAUAACAUUUAAGUAAUCCAAUAUGUAUGUUUUUCCAAUUAUUAAUUUGAUAAUUUUCUCACAACAAUCAUGAAAGAUAGAUUUCCUUUAUAUUGAUAAAUCUGUAUUGGCGUUGCACCACGUUCAAGUUGCUGUGUAUUUUUAGGUUAAAAAAUAUUUCUAAUAAACGUUUAGGUAAAUGUUGAUACUGAUCUCCCAGCUUACUACCAGUGGAAAGUUAUUACUUGUGACACUUAUCAAUUUACAUUGUAUCAGAUUUUAAGGCUAAAGUAGUAUAAAAAAGGUUGGAAACAUUUGUCUUGCCCACUUUAUGGACAUAAAAUCAUACUAUUGUAGUUUUAAUCACUAUUUUUUGUUGUUGGGGGGGGGGGGGGAGGAUGGUUCAUUUCUCUGUUUCAUAUUGAUAUCUGAAGAGUUAUUGAUAUAUAUUGAAUAAGAGUUUAUUUACGGCUAAUUAAGUUUUAAUACUACGAGCAAUUCCAUAAUUUGAAUGAGCACAUAUAUACCAUUGCACUGAUUGUUUUACACGGUUAAUAUCCAUUGUUUACAUCCAAUACCAUCUUUUCACAACAGUACUUACAACAUAGCUGAUCUAUUUUGAUUAAGUCUUGUCUAACUCUAAUCAGUGGAAGUUUAAAAUUUAGAAACAAACUUGAUAUGUAUGGCUGAUGAUACAUAUAUGUUUUGUAUGAUUUUUAAAACAUUAAUAAUGUAUUACUUUUUGCUAAUGAAGUAAGAUAAUAUAUACAUGUAUGGUUGUCAUGUUUGGCUGAAUUUAUAUUGUAUGAGUAAGUAAUUACACAAAUAAGUAAAAAAAAGUAAUUGGAUUAUGAAAUUUAUAUAUUUCAGUCCACGAUUCCAUUGUUGCAGUUAAAUAAGUCACAUAUUUUAUGCAAUGGAAAAGAAUCAUAUAGAGUUGAGUGUUCUAUAAUUUUCUUUAAUUGUGCAAUCAUAACUCAAUAAACCUCCUUGUAGCAAAUGUGUUUUUUAGGAAUCAUCUUAAAGCAGAUAAAUAUAAGAUGGAAAAAGUUAUCAAAUUACUCCGUCAUUAUGAUUAAUCAAUUUAUGAAAUUACAAUGUGACAUGCUUUUAAUCAUGGCCAUAUGCAAACAAAAACAUCUAAACAUAAAGGAGAUGAAUGCAAGAGCGAUAUUUUUUUAUUAAUAAAUGAUGCUAUUUACCUUUGAAUUUAAGAUACUCGGCAGUGCAUUAUCUUUUCUACUUACAAUGAAAAAUAAUCAGUUGUACUUAUCAGUAAUUGCUUUAUGAUGGUACUAUACUUAUGCUUCUUUAUAAUCAUGACCUUGCUGAAAAUACAUUUACUGUUAUUAGGUAGAUGUGUAACUUGUCCCUGGCUGAAUAGGUUACUACUUUGCUACUCAGUUCUAUUGAAAUACAUUUUAUUACUUCUGUAUCAUAUAUUUCUAAUAAAUUUUCUAUAAACUUUA
This is a messenger RNA of Lytechinus pictus (painted urchin), 5694 nucleotides long. RefSeq names its product transmembrane protein 179-like. The coding region runs from base 369 to 1028 and encodes 219 amino acids. The transcript is spliced from 5 exons. Lineage: Eukaryota; Metazoa; Echinodermata; Echinoidea; Temnopleuroida; Toxopneustidae. The record is from RefSeq and is a predicted model, not a curated record.